AUCUACAUGAACUUGUACUGGCUUAUGAGGGAUUCUUGCCCCAUCCAAUAUGGCGGAUGUGCUGACGGAUGGCAGCCGUAAAACGACAUCUGAAGGCGUCUCUUCCCCGUCUUAACUUCUGAAUUACGUUUAUGGACAAGCCAUAGUUUCCAGAGGUUAGUGUGCAAGGCUGCGAGUCUUCGUAUGUGUGUCAAAUUCACCGGGUUGGCAGAAAAGAUGGCCAGACCAAGCUCAGAUUUAGCAGCAUUUCGUAAAGACUUUACUAAAGCCAAGCACAUAGCGAUAAUCACUGGAGCUGGCGUCAGUGCUGAGAGUGGAGUCCCAACCUUCAGAGGAGCUGGUGGCUACUGGAGGAAGUGGCAGGCUCAGGAUUUGGCCACCCCUGAAGCAUUCUCUCGUGAUCCAUCACUUGUUUGGGAGUUUUAUCACUAUAGGCGUGAGUUUCUGACCACAGGACUGCUUUUGCCAAGAUUCACAAUGUGUCCAAAGGUGUGUGGAUGCCUGACCAUCAUGCCCAUAUGUGUUUGUUAAACAUCCCACUCAAGAUUUAUUGCCCUCUUUAGUGCCCUUUUCCACUAUUCUGGUUAUGCAAAGCAAGGAGCCAAAUCCAGCCCACCUGGCUAUUGCCGAGUGUGAGGCCCGCCUCAGUCAGCAGGGCCGCUCUGUAGUCGUCAUUACUCAGAAUAUUGAUGAGCUGCACCGGCGAGCAGGUUCCAAAAAUGUUCUGGAGAUCCAUGGUAGUCUGUUUAAAACUCGCUGCAUGAGCUGUGGUGAAGUCAAGGCAAACUAUAAGAGCCCCAUAUGCCCUGCUUUGGAGGGGAAAGGAGCACCUGAUCCCAAAGCCAAAGAUGCCAGAAUACCAGAAAAACAUCUGCCCAGAUGUGAGGUGCAGGGCUGUGGAGGUCUUCUGAGGCCUCAUGUGGUGUGGUUUGGAGAAUCACUGGAUCCUGAUAUUCUGGCCAGAGUGGAUCAAGAGCUGGAUAGAUGUGAUCUCUGCUUAGUGGUGGGUACCUCCUCGAUAGUUUACCCAGCAGCCAUGUUUGCUCCUCAGGUGGCAGCUAGGGGAGUGCCUGUGGCUGAAUUUAACAUGGAAUGCACACCUGCCACCAUGCGCUUUAUGUUUCAUUUUGAGGGUCCGUGUGGCAGCACACUACCUCCUGCCCUGGCACCCCAUGAAAGCGAGAGUGUCUGAGGAAUCCACCAGUCCAAAGCGCCUGGUCCAGCACUUUAUAACAAACAGCACAUCUUUAGCGUUGUGUUCUUUUAUUUCCCGUCACUGAAUUUGUGUUUUAUUUGACAUGAAAUCAAAAUUUGAUCUUUGACAAAAAUUAAUAAAAUUCCAUCUAUGCCCUUAA
Tachysurus fulvidraco (yellow catfish) is the source of this 1355-nucleotide messenger RNA. It is a transcript of the gene sirt5, whose product is annotated as sirtuin 5. Lineage: Eukaryota; Metazoa; Chordata; Actinopteri; Siluriformes; Bagridae. The record is from RefSeq and is a predicted model, not a curated record. Gene Ontology annotation, molecular function: protein-malonyllysine demalonylase activity; NAD+ binding; protein-succinyllysine desuccinylase activity. The transcript is spliced from 11 exons. The coding region runs from base 587 to 1192 and encodes 201 amino acids.